AUGCGGGCAAUCAUCCUCAGUCUGGCGACGUUUCUUCUGCUCAGCAGCACAACUGCACAGGCUCAAGACGGAAAGAACGCCCCCAAGAAAGAAGCCACUCCCAAAGUCCAGGUCAAGCUUCUCGAAGCCGGCAGCGAGCCAAGACAAGCACUGCGCUAUCAUCCGCCCGCAGGUUCGGAAGAAACGAUGCGGAUGUCGAUGAAGAUGGGAAUCACCAUGAACAUCGGCGGCAAUGAGUUACCUCCCCGCAACGCGCCGACCAUGGAAAUGGUGAUGAGGCUGACAAUCACCGAAUCCGAUGAAAACCAAUUCGCAUACGAGUUCGAACUCACCGAGAUCGAAGUAUUGGAAGAUGAGGCGGUUCCGGAGCAAGUUCGCCAGAGCAUGGACGAGCGGAUGCAGGUGCUCGUGGGCUUAAAAGGCGAAGGCCGCGUGGACAACCGCGGGUUCAAUCAGGGUGCUUCUCUCACAUUGCCCGAAGAUGCACCGGCCGAUGCGAAGGAAAUGUUUGCAGGCUUCGAGAAAUCGGUCAAUGAGUUGUCCACACCACUUCCGGAAGAGGCGGUUGGCGUGGGGGCGAAGUGGCAGGUCACUCAGGAGGUCGAAGCCAACGGAAUGCGGAUCACGCAAACCAUCGAGCAUGAACUCAAAGAACUAGAAGGCGAUGAGUUCUCCACGACGGUGACUACCAAGCAGACCGCCGAGCCGCAGAAGAUGGAUUCCCCAGGUUUGCCGGCCAAUGUAUCCCUCCAUCUCGACAGUUUCAGUGGCUCUGGCGACGGACAAUCGUCCUUCAAUCUAGCAGAGAUGGUUCCCACCUCCGUAGUCCAAUACGAGUCGCAAGCCAAGAUGACCACCGUCGGGGUCGAUGAACGCCAUGUCAUGAAUGUUGAGACAACCAUGGAGAUGGAAAUCCGGAUAAAGGCUUGGCCCAAGAGGCUCGCCAGCGCUGCACCAACCGCCGACUCGCUGGGAUCCUGGGCAGCCCUGCCAUACAACCUCCCACCUGUAAUCUCGGAGCUUCCGGUUAUGACCGCUGACAACGCCAAGCAACCUGCUUCUCUGCCCUCGCGUCGCCAGUUCUUGCAAACCUCCACUGCGGCGAUGGCCGGCGGAGCUUUGGCCAGCGGACUAGUCGUGCCUUCUAACGUGCACGCCGAAGAAAGCAGCGAAUUGAAGGUCGGGCUCAUCGGUUGCGGCGGACGUGGUACCGGGGCCGCGGUCGAUGCCCUCAGUGCCGACCCGCAAGCCAAGCUGGUGGCGAUGGGCGACGCAUUCGCCGAUCAACUCGAGACCAGCCUCACGAACCUGAAGAAACAAGAAGUCGCCGCCCAGGUCGAUGUGCCCAGCGAACGCCAGUUCAUCGGCUUCGAUGCCUACAAGAACGUGAUCGAGCUAUGUGACGUCGUGCUGCUCACCACACCGCCCCACUUCCGGCCCGAGCAUUUUCGCGCUGCUGUGGCCGCUGGCAAGCAUGUGUUCUGCGAGAAGCCCGUUGCUGUCGACGGACCCGGCGUCCGUUCGGUAUUGCAAACUGUCGAAGAAGCCCGCAAGAAGAACCUCAGCGUUGUUUCCGGCUUGUGCUGGCGAUACGACCUCGGCAUGCGAGAGACGUUCAAUCGCGUGCUCGAUGGUGCCAUCGGCGAUAUCGUGGCCCUGCAGGUCACGUACAACACCGGUGGACUGUGGACGCGUCCCCGUCAAGAGUCGUGGAGCGACAUGGAGUGGCAGCUCCGCAACUGGCUGUACUUCACCUGGCUCUCGGGCGACCACAACACCGAACAGCAUGUGCACAGCCUCGACAAAGCCGCCUGGGCCAUGGGCGACGAACCACCUUUGAAGGCCACGGGACUUGGCGGGCGUCAGGUUCGCACCGGAGAAGAGUACGGCCACAUCUUCGACCAUCACGCGGUGGUUUAUGAAUAUCCCAACAACGUGAAGCUCUUCGCCUCAUGCCGUCAGCAGAACGGCUGUUCGAACGACGUAUCCGAUCACUUCAUGGGCACCGCCGGUACCUGCGAUGUGAUGCGACACAAGAUUGUUGGUGCCCAACCGUGGCGAUACCGCGGGCCCAAGCCCAGCAUGUAUCGCGUGGAACACCAGGAGCUGUUCUCCUCGAUCCGCUCCGGCAACCCGAUCAACAACGGCCAGUACAUGUCGUACAGCACGCUGAUGGCAAUCAUGGGCCGCAUGGCUACCUACACCGGGCAAACCAUCACCUGGGAACAAGCCCUCAAUUCCGAAGAAGACCUCACCCCGCCCGCCUACGAAUGGGGCGACCUCCCAGUCCCGCCAGUCGCCAUGCCGGGCGUGACGAAGAUUUCAUAA
Molecule: messenger RNA, 2328 nt
Organism: Cladocopium goreaui
Lineage: Eukaryota; Dinophyceae; Suessiales; Symbiodiniaceae
Source: the annotation of a GenBank genome assembly